AGUUUAACCAGUCCAAUUUACUGACAAUAGAAGAUCGCGAAUAGAAAAAUAUAAUGUCGCAGCAUCUCGUCAUCUAAUGCGUGAAUAUUGGAAUAAAUCUAAUUUUGAAAAUAAAUACAAUUUACAGGUUUCUAUUGUAAUAAUUGUGUAAACUGUGCGUGAGUGAGAACUACAUUAAUUAGUUGAUCAUAGCGUUUGUUGUCCUGCGUCUAAAUAAUGCUUUUUUAAAUUGUCCGUCCUUUGUAUUUUGUUUCGUGCUGUUUUUAUUGUUGUUUUUACUUUUGAUUAUUUGUGAUUUAUUUGAUUGAUUUGGUCAUUGGCAAUAUGGAGAUUUUAAGGAGUUUAACACUGGGCGCAUUUUUGCUAUAUGGAUUUGUAUUUCUCUACAGCUCCGUGGAAUCUUGUAAUGAAGUUGUUUGCGCCUCUAUAGUUUCAAAAUGUAUGCUAACGCAAAGUUGCAAGUGCGAAUUAAAGAAUUGCUCCUGCUGCAAAGAAUGCCUAAAGUGUCUUGGCAAGAAAUAUUACGAGGAAUGUUGCAGUUGUGUCGAAUUGUGCCCUAGACCAAAUGAUACUAGAAACUCUUUAUCGAAAAGAUCUCACGUAGAAGAUUUUGAAGGUGUUCCAGAGCUAUUUAACGUUUUGGUGUCAUCACCAUCGGAUGAUCUUGAUUAUAAUUGGAACAUAUUCACAUUCCAAGUGGAUUUUGAUACUGUGUUAUCUGGUCCUAAAUUAGAAAAAGACUUUAACUACUUUAGAACUAAUGAUAAGAACUUGGAUGAAGCCUUAAAGGAGAGAGAUAACAUGAUAACAGUCAAUUGUUCUGUUAUAUAUUUAGAUCAAUGCACAUCCUGGAAUAAAUGUCGACAAAGUUGUCAAAGUACAGGUGCAAGUAGUUACAGAUGGUUUCAUGAUGGUUGCUGUGAGUGCGUGGGAUCAACAUGUAUAAAUUAUGGUGUAAACGAAAGUCGUUGCAGGAAUUGUCCUGAAUCCAAAGAUUUAGGUGAAGAAUUCGAUGAUGCAUUAGACGAGGAUAUGCAAGAUUAUGGGGACAAUAUGGGUCCCUUUGAUGGAUCUGUAAAUAGCAACUAUUGACGCUACAAAAAUCGUAAUUUGUAAUUUCGUCAUUAGGUAGCCAUUUAUAUACAUUGAAUUUUUGUAUAUUCGUUAAUUUAGAAUUUACUUAUGAUUAGUAUAUAUAUGUAUAUUAGAAUUGAAUAAAAAUAUAUGUAUUUUUUUAUCAUU
This is a messenger RNA of Lucilia cuprina (Australian sheep blowfly), 1242 nucleotides long. RefSeq names its product protein twisted gastrulation (gene cv). Gene Ontology annotation, biological process: regulation of BMP signaling pathway. The record is from RefSeq and is a predicted model, not a curated record. Bases 325 to 1092 code for a protein of 255 amino acids. The transcript is spliced from 4 exons. NCBI's taxonomy places the organism in Eukaryota, Metazoa, Arthropoda, Insecta, Diptera, Calliphoridae.